Penicillium cinerascens is the source of this 837-nucleotide messenger RNA. Its product is annotated as putative HAD superfamily hydrolase. The record is from RefSeq and is a predicted model, not a curated record. Gene Ontology annotation, molecular function: phosphatase activity. The coding region runs from base 1 to 837 and encodes 278 amino acids. The transcript is spliced from 2 exons. NCBI's taxonomy places the organism in Eukaryota, Fungi, Ascomycota, Eurotiomycetes, Eurotiales, Aspergillaceae.
AUGGCUCCCCUUGAGGCAGACUUCCCCGUAAUCCGCGCCUGCAUUUUCGACAUGGACGGGCUUCUCAUCAACACCGAAGACUUAAUCACUCUAUCCACGAACCAAUUACUUGAAAAGUAUGGAAGGCCUGCCUUCACUCGUUCGAUUCGAGCCCAGCUCAUGGGCGUCCCAGACUCGACCAACGGCGACGUGUUCCACAACUGGGCCAAGUUACCCAUCUCCCGCGAGCAAUUCGCCCGUGAAUCAUCUGAACAAAUGCGACUGCAUUUUCCGAAUUGCAAGCCGUUGCCUGGCGCGGAAAAGCUUUUGCUGAACCUCAGCCGCGCACGUAGUGCUUCUUCCGGGGACAGAAUUGAGCUGGCAUUGGCAUCUAGCACCAAGAGCCAUAGCUAUGAAUUGAAAACUUCAGGGCCGGAAACGAAACGACUUCUUAACUUCUUUCAAUCCAACAGGAGGGUCCUGGGUGAUGAUCCACGAGUGCGACAGGGUCGAGGGAAGCCAGCGCCUGACAUAUAUUUAGUCGCGUUGCAGUCCUUAAACUCGGCGGCAGGUUCUGGCAAAAAGGCCAUCCUGCCGAACGAAUGUUUGGUCUUCGAAGAUAGUGUGGCUGGGGUAGAGGCUGGAAGACGGGCUGGUAUGAGGGUUGUUUGGGUACCGCAUCCAGAUGUGGCGGUCGAGUAUCAAGCUAAGCAGAAGGAUGUGCUUGCUGGGAGGUCGGGAAUCACUGAGGUCGGAGAAGACUGGCAGCUAGGAGAGAUCGAUGACGGCUGGGCUGAAAUGAUACCGAAUCUGGAGCACUUCAAUUACAACAAGUACGGCAUCAUGGUGCCGUCCUAG